AUGCGCGCUGCCUACCUUUUCAGCCUUCUCGCCGUCCUCGGCACCGCCGUCGCAAGCCCCCUCCCUGUCUCGGUUGAUGACACCGGCGUCUCGGUCCCCAGCGUCCCCAGCGUCCCCAGCGUUCCCAGCGUCGGCGCUCCCUCCCUCGGCACCGACGUCGACGGUCUCCUCACCACUGUCGAGGGCCUCCUCGCUGCCCUCCAGGGUGGCACUCCCAUCAAGCGCGACGCUCCCAGCCUCGGUGUCGAUGUCGACGGCCUCCUCACCACCGUUGAGGCUCUCCUGGCUGCCCUCCAAGGUGGUACUCCCAUCAAGCGCGACGCUCCCAGCCUCGGCGUCGAUGUAGACGGCCUCCUCACCACCGUUGAGGCUCUCCUGGCUGCCCUCCAGGGUGGGACUCCCAUCAAGCGUGACGCUCCCAGCCUUGGCGUGGACGUCGACGGCCUUAUCACUACGCUCCAGGCCGCUGUCAACGCUCUCCACGGCGGUAACCCCAUCAAGCGUGAUGCUCCCAGCCUCGGCGUGGACGUCGACGGCCUUAUCACUACGCUCCAGGCCGCUGUCAACGCUCUCCACGGCGGUACUCCCAUCAAGCGCGACGCUCCCAGCCUCGGCGUCGAUGUAGACGGCCUCCUCACCACCGUUGAGGCUCUCCUGGCUGCCCUCCAGGGUGGGACUCCCAUCAAGCGUGACGCUCCCAGCCUUGGCGUGGACGUCGACGGCCUUAUCACUACGCUCCAGGCCGCUGUCAACGCUCUCCACGGCGGUAACCCUAUCAAGCGCGACGCUCCCAGCCUCGGCAACGACGUUGACGGUCUCCUUACCACUGUCGAGGCCCUUCUCGCUGCGCUCCAGGGCGGUACUCCCAUUAAGCGCAACGCACCCAGCCUCGGCAACGACGUCGACGGGCUGGUGACUACCCUUCAGGCCCUUGUCAACGCCCUCCACGGCGGCAACCCCAUCUAA
Messenger RNA from Apiotrichum porosum, 966 nucleotides. RefSeq lists its product as uncharacterized. The transcript has 2 exons. The coding region runs from base 1 to 966 and encodes 321 amino acids. The record is from RefSeq and is a predicted model, not a curated record. NCBI's taxonomy places the organism in Eukaryota, Fungi, Basidiomycota, Tremellomycetes, Trichosporonales, Trichosporonaceae.